AUGGUUCUCGUCAGCGUAUCAACUUCUCCAAACUUUUGUGCACAAGAAGAGAAAAAAUAUCAGAAGAUUCGUGUAAGACAUAUGAUUGUAAAGGCAAUGGAGGAUAGAUAUCCGAAAUGGGGGGAAGAUAAACCACCUAAUGAUUUAGAUAAUAUGAUAGUUGACAUUCUGAGUGAUCAGCUAAACAACAAUGUCCUCGAUAGAGUGGAUGAGAGCCCCUCCACAAAACGAAAGAAGGAGAAAGAAACUGCUCCAGAAAUGUUGCUUGAGGCUGUUAACAACUUGACUGGAAGAGUAGAAACCAUGGAUGUUAGUGUAGCUGAAAGGGUUAUUAAGACAUUGGAAGCUUCUGUAGAAGCUCAGAUGGAUGCUAGAAUGUCUUUCUUUGAGACUGAGUUGAAGAACAAGAUGUCCAUACUAGAGGAAGACAUAAAUGUUCUUAAAGGGAAGGAUGAUGAAAAAGUUACAUCCAAUGCCGACAAAUCCAAAGAACAUGAAGAAGUCGACGCUUGUAGCAACACGAUGUCAUCGAUGGUUCAGAGAAAAAAAAGUUCAGUUGAUGGAUUACCAAUACAACGCGUCGUAAAAAAAGAGAAGAAUAAGAAGACGGUGCCAGUGAUACAAGUGAAGAUCGAGAAGCCAUUUCUUAUCCCACAGCUGAAUGACCAAUCAAUUUCCACAGAGAGUUGGGAGGAUCAUCUACAAUGGCAGAAAAGUGCAAAGUGUAGACAGGCGUUGGAAGCAAUAGCUUCAAGUACUGACGAGCCUAAACACAUAAGAAAAACCCAACUGACAAAGACUCAAAUUUGGCCAUAU
This is a messenger RNA of Eruca vesicaria subsp. sativa (arugula), 816 nucleotides long. The record is from the annotation of a GenBank genome assembly. NCBI's taxonomy places the organism in Eukaryota, Viridiplantae, Streptophyta, Magnoliopsida, Brassicales, Brassicaceae.